Messenger RNA from Penicillium chermesinum, 1212 nucleotides. RefSeq lists its product as uncharacterized. The coding region runs from base 1 to 1212 and encodes 403 amino acids. NCBI's taxonomy places the organism in Eukaryota, Fungi, Ascomycota, Eurotiomycetes, Eurotiales, Aspergillaceae. The transcript is spliced from 2 exons. The record is from RefSeq and is a predicted model, not a curated record.
AUGUCUAUUCCAAGCAUUGCCAAAGGCCUCAGCUCCGUGUCCACAGAAGUUGCAGUGGGGAUACUGAACGAUUUACGCAUCAGGGAAGUGGUACUUCUGAUGCUGCAAUACAACCCCGCAGUCGAUGCAGCCUUGCUCGCACACGAUCACAUCAGAGCGCUGCUGGGAGAAAACAGCGAUGAACUGGCCAGUACUCGCCGUAAACUACAGGACUGGGUGGAUCUCGCAAAGGAAGCUCAAGUUCAUCUCUUUCCUCUUUACGGAUCAGCCCAUUACUGGAUCAGCUCGCUCGUCUGGAAAACGAUCCAUGAGCGAAGUUCAGCUGCUGAUUUGCAGCAAUACGCGACCGCUCCCAUUCCUCCGAUCUCGAUCAAUGCUUCUGCAGCGGCGGUGAGAGAGCAUUGGCGGGCUUUUGAGCUGGCCAAAAGAAACAGGACGAACCAGUGCGCUGCCCAGAUCAGAUGGGCAGCAGAUCUUCUAGAGAGGAAUCCCGAUAUUCUCAAACGCACGUUGGAUCCGGCGCAAGUUCGACGGCCCAAUCUUGAGCAUAUUUUGAACCGAAUGAGACGCACUGCCUCGAAGAUGGUUCGUCCCAGUGAUCGCUACAAAUUCACAACAGCGGAGUAUUUCCGCUAUCCAUUCUCCAUUCUGAUUCCAUUUGAUGAAGCCCUGGCGAUCCUUUGUGAAAGAAUGGAAAGACACGGUAUAACCGCUAGUGAUCAGCUGCUCGAUAACCUGAAGACAGAACCGAGUGGGGACAAGUUUCUCCCCAUCAAGGCGCUGGCUCAAUGCGUUAUUGACGGCAUGCCUUAUUUCUACAACUCCCGUGCGUCAGAUCUAAAGCCAUUUGGUAAAGGGUCGCACCUGGAAGGACCCAGAAAAGAUUUCGUCUCUUCAGACCAGAUCAAUUUGGAUGCUGCCGCAACGCUCGGGGUUCUUCAGAUAUCAGACAAACGGUCCAUGCCAAACAAUGGAACCAAAUUGCCCCGGACCCAGGGUACACCCUGGUCGGAAGAAACGGCCAGGAAUGGAGAGAUGGACAGGCCCAGCUUUACACCACACAAACCCGGGAAUAAUUUGGCUCGCAAGCCGCAACCAAUAAAAUUUGGGUAUCACGCUCUUGAUAAGCGAGAAGAGACCUGGCUGGAAUCCUUUGUCGUUCUAUAUCGCCAUCUGGAGGAAUUGGAUCGUCAGACCACUGGGCAGUCAUGA